Messenger RNA from Solanum verrucosum, 1350 nucleotides. Its product is annotated as GLABRA2 expression modulator-like. The record is from RefSeq and is a predicted model, not a curated record. The transcript is spliced from 4 exons. Lineage: Eukaryota; Viridiplantae; Streptophyta; Magnoliopsida; Solanales; Solanaceae. Bases 186 to 1106 code for a protein of 306 amino acids.
UACGGACCCUCGUAUAGUAUCUUCCCGCGUUAAAUCGCCGGUCUCUCUCUUUCUUUCUCCCGGCUUGAUCGGAACCUAAUCGGAAAAUUCCACAACCGGCCAAAGGUUCCGACUCGCCGCCUUAUCACAGUAGAGAGUAAUUCGCAUUGUAGACACUUCUACAUCUUUUUCUCUCGUUGGCGAAGAUGACGAAACAGCCAAACGCCGGUGGUGGGGAAGAGAACGCAGCGGCGGCGACGCCGGCGGAGCAUAAGAGCAGCUCCGGUGUGAAUCCGGAUCAAGGUCCGAAACCGGAUCCGCAAUGUGUGCAACAGGACUAUACUAUUACAAUUGCCUCUGUAAAUGAGAAUCAAAUUGGUAAAAUCGAAAAUGAAGGUAUCAAAUCGGCGAACGGUUUGAAUAAAUCGAAGAAAUCGGUGCAUUGGAGCCAGGAAUUGGUGACGGAGUCGUCGGUGCAGAGAAAAACCGGUAACCAGGGAUCGAAUCCUUACUUAGCUCAUUCUCCGGCUCCGGCCAACAAUUCUGCUUCCGUCAAUAUCAAAAAUAAAAUGGAGAGUGUCAAAGAUGUACUUGGUAGAUGGGGAAAGAAGGUUGGUGAAGCAACAAAGAAGGCAGAGGAUAUUGCUGGCAAUACAUGGCAACACUUGAAAACGAGCCCUAGUAUUGCUGAUGCUGCCUUAGGAAGAAUUGCUCAGGGAACAAAGGUUCUAGCUGAAGGUGGUUAUGACAAGAUAUUCCGCCAAACAUUUGAGGCAGAUCCUGAGGAGCAACUUCGGAAUUCAUUUGCAUGUUAUUUAUCGACCUCAGCUGGACCAGUAAUGGGAGUGUUAUAUUUAUCUACUGCAAAGCUUGCAUUUUGUAGCGAUAACCCCCUUCCCUACACAAACGAAAACAAGACUGAAUGGAGCUAUUACAAGGUAAUUAUCCCGUUGCAUCAGCUUAAAGCAAUUUAUCCUUCGUUGAGCAUAACCAAUUCGUUAGAAAAGUACAUCCAAGUUAUCUCUAUUGACAACCAUGAAUUUUGGUUUAUGGGAUUUCUAAAUUACACUGGUGCUGUGAAGUGCCUGCAAGACGCCCUACAAGCACACACAUUGCAGGUCCUGUGAGGCGUGUUUUAUGAGAUGAUGGCGUGCUUCGCGAUGCCAAAAAUGUCACCUUCAUACAUCUGGUUGCCAUUGCAGAAGAUUCUGAAGGUUUAUUUAUACCAACUCAGAUUUCUUGGCAACAACGGAUUAUGUUUCUGGUUUGAGUUGUUUUGCAUUGAUGAACUUAAAUUAGUAGUUUAACAAUGCAUAGAACAUCUUGAGGCACUUAUAUAUUUACAUAUAUACAUCUUUUAUCAUAUUAACU